Messenger RNA from Pistacia vera, 2379 nucleotides. RefSeq names its product G-type lectin S-receptor-like serine/threonine-protein kinase LECRK3. Gene Ontology annotation, molecular function: protein serine/threonine kinase activity; ATP binding. The record is from RefSeq and is a predicted model, not a curated record. Gene Ontology annotation, biological process: protein phosphorylation. Lineage: Eukaryota; Viridiplantae; Streptophyta; Magnoliopsida; Sapindales; Anacardiaceae.
AUGUUCGUCCUUCUUUUACUUAUUUAUCUAUUCUCAACAUCAAGAGCUCAAUCUUCUCAAUCCGACAUUACCAUAGGCUCAACUCUUUGCACAAAUUCUUCAACUAUAAGCUUCUGGCCUUCUCCUUCCGGCCAUUUCGCUUUUGGAUUUUACCCUUCCGGCAAUGGCUUCAGGGUCGGCAUAUGGCUUGUUGGCAUUCCAACAAACACAAUUGUAUGGAGUGCACGAAGAAAGUACCCUGAGGUCUCAUCCGGUACAACUUUGGCUUUCUCCAUGGAUGGAAAGCUCCUUCUUCGUACCGCAACCGGGGAAGUCCAGGUGAUAGUUGAAAGCAACCCGAAAGCAUCGUAUGCUUCCAUGCUCGAUUCGGGUAACUUCGCGCUGUAUGACUCGAAUUCGGAACUUGUAUGGAACAGUUUUGAUCAUCCCACAGAUACUCUUUUGGUGGGACAAAAGCUAGUUCAAGGUAGCUUUCUUUAUUCUAGUGUAUACAAAACCAAUCAGUCCAUUGGAAAGUUUAAACUGUCUAUCCAAAAAGAUGGAAAUCUCUAUGCAUUUCCAGUGGAAAGUAUUCCGAAAGGCAAAUAUGUCUACUGGACAUCAAAUGCUCCUCGUGCAGGAAGAAAUGUGUCACUAAAUUUAGAACACGACGGCCGUUUGUAUCUUCGAAAUGCAUCCACUGGAUCCGAUGUGAAGAAUUUAACCGAAGGUGGAAAUUCAGUUAAUGUUACUAUAUUGUAUCGCGCCACGUUUGAUGUCGAUGGUAUUCUGAGACUCUAUCAGCAUCAAAUAGGGACUAAUGGGAGCUUGAACUCCAAGACUUUGUGGGAAAUGCUCCUUGACGAAGAUCGUUGUAAGGUGAAAGGCGCUUGUGGCUUGAAAAGCUACUGUGCCCUCGUUGGCGCGGAUAUUGCUUGCUUAUGUCCACCGGGGUUCGAUUUUGUUGAUGUUAAGCAGCCUCUAAAAGGCUGCCUGCUGAACUUCACCAUGGAAAAUGAUUGCUCUGAGAGCAAGAAAAACAGCGAAGAAUAUUACAUUUCUUCUCUAGAACACACUUAUUGGGAACGCAGUGAAUUUGAUGUCAUGGAUUCUGUAAGUGAAGAAGCAUGUAAAGAAGCUUGUUUGAAGGAUUGCAGUUGCGUGGUAGCUGAGUGUAGGAACCAAUUGUGCUUUAAGAACAAGCUACCAUUGAGAUAUGGAAUGAAAAUUAGUAGAAGUGUUACUAAAACUCUGAUCAAGAACAGAAUCGGUGGCGGCAAUCCAUCGACAAGGAGAAAUGACUUCAGUGAUGAUAGUAAGAUGAUCAAAAAGGUUGGAAAGGAAUUUGUAAUUGUUGGUGUUGUGCUCAUGGCUUUCUCCCUGAUAGUUUUCAUUUCAAUUGGGUAUCUCAUUUACUCGAAUCGAAUUUGGAGCUUCAGGAUCAUCUCAAGUACUCAAGAAAAUUCAACUGGUGUGAUGGAAGAAACCAGUUUGAAAUCAUUUAGCUAUAACCAGCUUGUUGUGGCCACAGAAAAUUUCAAGGAAGAGAUUGGGAGGGGGGCGUCAGGGAGAGUUUUCAAGGGUUCAUUGAUGAUGAAUGGUGAGAAGGAAAUUGCGGUGAAGAAGCUGCAGAAGAUGGUGGAAGCUGGAGAGCGUGAGUUCCGAAAUGAGGUGAAGAUAAGUGGAAGAACUCACCACAAGUACUUGGUUCAUUUGAUUGGAUUUUGCAGUGAAGGAAAGAACAGGCUUCUUGUGUAUGAAUAUAUGAAGAAUGGUUCGUUAGGAAACCUUCUUUUUAAGGCGAAGAAACUCCCGAGUUGGAGUGAAAGACGAAGGAUUUCCCUCGAGAUUGCAAAAGGGCUUCAUUAUCUGCCCGAAGAAUGCGAAACCAGAAUCAUCCAUUGCGACAUAAAGCCUCACAAUAUUCUGAUGGAUGACUCUUGGAAUGCCAAAAUAUCAGAUUUCGGAUUGUCAAAACUGUUGAAGCCUGAUCAAACGAGAACAUACACGAUGGCAAGAGGGACAAGAGGGUAUGCAGCACCAGAAUGGCACAAGAACAACACUCCGAUUACAGUAAAAGCAAAUGUUUAUAGCUUUGGAGUAAUGUUGCUUGAAAUCAUUUGCUGUAGAAAGAACAUGGACAUAUCUCUUAAAGAUGAAGAAAUCAUACUGAUGGAUUAGGUUUAUCAUUGCUACGAGGCUGGAGAGCUCAGAAAACUUGUGAAUGAAGAAGGUUUAGACAUGGAGGAAGCGGAAAAAUUACUCUUAUCAAAGAUCGGAUUGUUGUGUGUGGAGACUAAGUUUGCUUUGAGGCCUACAAUGAAACAAGUGAUCUUGAUGAUGGAAGGAAUUGUUUCUAUACCACCUCCUGCUUCACCAUAUCCUUCUGGCAGAGGCUAA